Messenger RNA from Kuraishia capsulata CBS 1993, 969 nucleotides. RefSeq lists its product as uncharacterized. Gene Ontology annotation, cellular component: cytoplasm. Gene Ontology annotation, biological process: L-histidine biosynthetic process. Lineage: Eukaryota; Fungi; Ascomycota; Pichiomycetes; Pichiales; Pichiaceae. Gene Ontology annotation, molecular function: histidinol-phosphatase activity. The transcript has a single exon. Bases 1 to 969 code for a protein of 322 amino acids. The record is from RefSeq and is a predicted model, not a curated record.
AUGCACUCUCAUCAUUCCCAUAGUGGCCAGUAUAUCUCCCAUGGGGAUGGUCUGCUUGAAGACGUAGUCGAGCAAGCGGUGGAGAUAGGGUUCCAGACAUACUGCUUGACAGAACACAUGCCCAGGUAUAAAGAAACAUUAUUGUACCCCGAAGAGACCGAAAAGGGUUUGUCUUGUCGUGAUUUGAUGGAGGACUUCAAAACUUACUAUGGCCAUGCUAGGAAGAUUCAGGAAGCAAUCAACAGUGAUUCAGCGACUCCCACCACCAUCUUGGUUGGGUUUGAGAGUGAAGGUGGUAUCGGUGAUGAACAUUUGGAAGCUGCUAUCAGAAUAAAAGAGUCUUUAGAAUUCGAGUUUGUUGUUGGGUCGGUUCACCACGUUAACUCGAUUCCUAUCGAUCUGGACAGAGAGUCCUGGAUUUUGGCCAAACAAUCGUGUGGUGCAGGCACUAUGCGAGAGUUCUUCCUGAGAUAUUUUCAGGUGCAGCAGAGAAUGCUGAAAAUUCUUAAGCCAGAAGUGGUGGCACAUUUCGAUCUGAUAAGAUUGUUGCUCACAGAUGAUGAUGUUGACGAAGAUGGCAGAAAAUAUGCAGACUAUGAUUGGGCUUUGGAUUGGCCUGAUGUGUGGAAGGUGGUGGAAGAGAAUAUCGAGAUCGUUGUGCAAAACAACUCUCUCAUUGAGUUAAAUUCUGCUGCAAUACGGAAAGGCUGGGACUCUCCUUAUCCCAAAUUGGAUGUCGCAAAAUUGAUGAUCUCCAAAAAUGCAAAGUUCUGUCUGAGUGAUGAUGCCCAUUCUGUGAAGCAGGUGGGAUUGAACUACGCAAAAGUGCUGCAAUACGCGGAAAAGUCUCUUCUUUUGAAGCAAAUCCACUACUUGGACUUUGACAGUGAUGGAAAGGUAGUCAUUAAGGAAGUAGAUAUGGACGCGAUAAAAGAAGACCCCUUUUGGACUCGUUGUGGGUCCACAUGA